Molecule: messenger RNA, 1131 nt
Organism: Williopsis jadinii
Lineage: Eukaryota; Fungi; Ascomycota; Saccharomycetes; Phaffomycetales; Wickerhamomycetaceae
Gene: SWT21
Product: Swt21p
Exons: 1
Coding region: 1-1131 (376 amino acids)
Molecular function (GO): protein binding
Source: RefSeq, a predicted model, not a curated record
AUGGAACUGAGGACACUGGCUUCAACUAAUGAGACUUUCUACUCCGAGCCCAGUUGUGUUGAAGAUGAUCUUUACCGGAGACUUAGUGCGGAGCAGUCAGACUAUACGUAUCCUUGUCUUCAGAGACCAAUAGACCCAAACAGUAACAACGCAAGUCAGCCAGUGAUAACAUCCCAGCUUGAAUGGCUGCCUGAUUCGUCUGCGUUACUGACCGUAUCUUCUGACAGGGGCAUAAGGACGUAUAUCCCACCACAGACGUUGCUGGAUCAGCCUGUGGAUCAACUUCUGGCGUACACAAGAUCAUUCCUACCGUCCAUAACGACAACAUGUAUACACCCACAGUCUUCACUAUACACCGGUAUCGUGCCAAUUGCUAUCAGCGGGAUGGAAGUUCCACUGAAGCUGUACAACGUCAUUCCCGAUGAGAAGGGACGACUACGGCCUUUAAGGGUGUUCAACAACUCUCAUCCUCAAACUGAAAAGUAUUACAAGACCUCAUGUCUUACGUUUUUGAACGAUAAAACCAUCCUUAGCGGCGGCUCGAGGCGGAUACAGAUGUUUGACAUCGAAAGAUCCGAUCCAAUCGGUGAAUUGGACCGAGUCAGUGGGAUCGUGAGCGCAAUGACCCCUACAAACUCGGAGUUUGUUACAGACGGAUGGUGGUGUGGCUCGUGGAACGGUUCAGUUUCUCUCUAUUCCAACAACGGAGAACAAAUCAGCCAGACCAGGCUCCCACAUGGAGUAUUCCAGAUCCUGGAAAGCGACAAUGACAAGUACAUCUACGUGAUUCCACGACAUGAUGACCAUAUCCAAGUAUUGGAUGUACGAAUGGGUCUCUCACCAGUCUGUUCCUUGGACCAGUUCAAGUCCUCUGCACAGAGAAUAACAGCAACUGUCUUACCAAAUGGCCAGGGCUUGCUCACGGGCACCACGAGAGGCACCGUCAACCACUACUAUGACUCUGAAAUCGGGAUCAACGCGCUGAGAUCUACCGACACACCGUGCUUCCCAGUGCCACACGUUUCAGCUCACUCACAGGAGCCCGGAAUCGUCGCCUACUCGGUUGGCGACAGGUCCACACACAAACCACAUGUCACCAUAGCACUUCUCACGCCAGACGAAACCAUUUGA